Trematosphaeria pertusa is the source of this 1455-nucleotide messenger RNA. RefSeq lists its product as uncharacterized. Gene Ontology annotation, molecular function: DNA-binding transcription factor activity; transcription cis-regulatory region binding. The coding region runs from base 1 to 1455 and encodes 484 amino acids. Gene Ontology annotation, biological process: positive regulation of transcription by RNA polymerase II. The record is from RefSeq and is a predicted model, not a curated record. The transcript has 6 exons. NCBI's taxonomy places the organism in Eukaryota, Fungi, Ascomycota, Dothideomycetes, Pleosporales, Trematosphaeriaceae. Gene Ontology annotation, cellular component: nucleus.
AUGACAGUACAGUUCCUCGACGAAUCUCAGGAGAUCCGCUCUCACUAUGCGAGUGAUGCGGACUAUGACCCAUUCGCUGGGCCACUCAUGGCGCAAGAGUGCUCCCCAGAUCCCAGCCCCUCCAUGAGCGGUGUGAACGAUCAGCAAACUCCAUCCUCCGUGCUCAGUCCUACCGAAGGCCUCACUGUUUUAUCGCUUCUCAAUUCCGACUCUCCGACUGGAUCGCAGCCUUCCUUACCCGCGCCGCCUCUGACAUCGUAUAACGUGCCGGUGUCGCCUCCCUCGCAGCCGCCGACCGGGUCGGGUUCAUUUGUAUACCAACGACCUCCAGGCGCGCCAGUACUUUGGCCACUUGAGAACGAACAAGAGGCCAUGUUGUUACAGCAUUAUAUUGAAAAUGUUGCCCUCUUCUUCGAUAUGAUGGAUAACAGAUGCCACUUUAGCGUGCAUGUGGUUCAACGCGCCAAGAACAACAGCACCUUAAUGAACGCUAUACUCGCCCUCUCGGCGCGGCAGCUUAGCCGGACGACAGACUUCGACCCUUACAUUGCCGAUGCGUACUAUCAGCGAUGCUUUGAGACGUUAAUCCCAGCGUUGAAUGACAACAUCGCGAUCCGUGAUGAGUCACUACUGGCAUCUACUAUUAUACUUCGGUUGCUGGAAGAGAUGAAUAUCUCUAUCAUCGGCUCCGACCCACAAGGUCACCUCUUUGGAACGCAAGCCAUCAUACGCGGAGCCCAGCAGAAAUAUGCCGCAAGUUCUGGUGAAAGCUUCACGCAAGCCAUCUACUGGGCGGCAUUUCGCCAAGAAUUAUGGAUAUCCCUCAUGACCCAGCGUGCUUUUCAGCUGCAUAUCUUCCCGGCGGAUCGCUCCCUUGAGCCUGCAGAUGACUCAGUUUGGGCUACACGUACCAUCGCACACCUAGGCGAUGUCUGCAACUUCGCCUUUGGUGAAGAGAGACAUAGCGUCCUCAGAUACAGCCAGCUGAUGGAUGAGAACAAAGCUUGGAGGACCCAGCGACCUGAUAGCUUUGACCCUAUCUUCUAUCGGCAGGAUUCAGAUGAAAGUGGCAGGAACUUCCCGGAUAUCCGAUAUCAUGAGAAGGCGCAUGUGAUGGGGGCACAGUACAACCUCCUCGCCCAUAUGCUAUUGGUAGUCCACGACCCCACAAUCCCCCAGCUAGGGCCCUCGCAUAAGCAAUCGCGCGCAGCUGUCGAUAGAAUGGCGCAAGACGACGUUCGCACGUUGUGUGGCGUCGCGCAGUCAAACCCAAAGGUAUUCCCUUCCAAGUUCGUGGCUUGUUUCGCGAUUGCACUUGUCGGUGAUCGAUUCAAUGCCAAAGAAGACCAAAUACGACUUCGCGAACUGUGGUAUGCCUGCGAAAGGUCGCAUGGCUUUCCGCCAACAACCACCAUCCGUCAACUCGAAGAAUCAUGGGGCUUCCCCAGUCGUUGA